Messenger RNA from Hemicordylus capensis (graceful crag lizard), 5884 nucleotides. It is a transcript of the gene ANKAR, whose product is annotated as ankyrin and armadillo repeat containing. Gene Ontology annotation, molecular function: protein binding. Bases 214 to 4599 code for a protein of 1461 amino acids. The record is from RefSeq and is a predicted model, not a curated record. Lineage: Eukaryota; Metazoa; Chordata; Lepidosauria; Squamata; Cordylidae. The transcript has 25 exons.
CUGUGGCACAUGCAUGGGCUGAUUUUUAGAAAGCUCCAUCUGGAUGUGGGAACACCUUCUGGUGGUACUUUUUCCCCUCCCUUAAAAGAUUGCUGCCUCUCUGUGGCAGUCUUGAAUUUAUUUCACUCCCUGAACCAGUAAACAUAACAGGGUGGGGAAAACCUCAAGCCCACAGGAUACUGUAGUUAGAAGCAGCAGAACAGAAGAGGCUGAAUGAUGCUGAGGGCAAUCAAGAAACCACCACUUCGAAAUGAGCAAGCUGAUGAAGCGGCAUAUUUAGCACACUUAGCAGCACAGAGAAAUGCAAGUGCCUUCUUUGAGAAAUUUGAGCGAAGUGAGCUUCAGGAAUUACUUACCAUGUCAUUCUGCAGCUGGUUGGCAGCCAGAGACGACUUACGCCAACCAUUAGAAUUUCCCAGUGGAGUUAUGACUCAAAUGAAAAGCAUAAAUGUCCAAACAGCUAUUUUGCUUGCACCCGUGGAACCAGGCAUAGAUUUGGAUUGUAGAGAGAUUCAUCAGAUUAUCAGAGAGCUGGCUGUCGGAAUUUACUGUUUGAACCAAAUACCCUCGAUCAGUUUGGAUGCCAAUUACGAUCAGAGCACUUCUUGUUCACUUCCUCCAGCGUACUAUGACACGAGAAUUGGACAAAUGUUGAUCAAUGUUGACUACAUGAUGAAAGCUCUAUGGCAUGGAGCAUACAUGCCCAAAGAGAAACGGGUGAGAUUCUCCGAACUGUGGCGUUCUAGCAUGGAUAUCGAUGCUGAUGGCAUCCCGCAAACAGAAAGAACAGCUUGCACAGAGUUUUGUCAAGCUGGUCUAAUUGAUAUUUCAAAGGAACCAGAUUUUGAAGGAAUCUAUGAUGAAAACAUGAAUGAAGAUCCAACUUAUAACCCUAACAGCAUAGAAGAAAAAACAUGGUUCAUGCAGUUUGUAGAUUAUCUCUUGCUUAAGUUGACUUUUGCUACUACAGAGGUUCAGCAAUAUGAAAAUGUGUUAAAGUUUGAUGCAAAAUACCAUCUUUGUAAUGCAAUAAGGAUGACUGAGGAUCGCCUGGAUAGUGUUGCAUAUCAGAGGCUACAGCAGAGGUUGUCUCUUCAACAAAAACUUCUGAAAAAAUACCUAGAAAAAAAAGCAGAAAUCCGCAGGAAUAUAGCAUACCUAAAGCUAAUGAGUUUACUUAUUCCAUUUAUCAUCAAUUUAAGAAGAAAAAAUAAAAUUCCAAAUUUAAGCCGACUUCUUCAGCCAUACUCAGAUGACAAAGUUAAAACAGAACGUGAGUUGCCUCCAAUUUUGCUCGGAUCUGAUUUUAAAUGCCAACACUUUAUGUAUGCCCAGAAUCAGUAUUUCCAUCUCCAUGGUGGUAUUGAAUUUGAUGUUGGCACUCCUUUACUUGAAGACGUCUCAGAUGAGAUUAAGGCUGCCUAUACAGACCUGCAAAGAUGUGCAGCAAACCAUCUUGCUCAACUGCUAGAUCCAGAUGCUCCAUAUAGAGAACAUUAUCCUAUACCAGUAAUGGAUUUUGAUGGCAGGAGUUACUAUGUGAUCGGCAUUGAACUUGAAGCUUUUUAUGUGCUUUUUAAGACUCAGUGGUGGGGAGCUAUAAAUGAAAUAAUGAGCACACUUAAACCCAAAAGACUUCCAUUAACUGAUAUUCAAGCAAUGGAGAUAUUCAAGAAAAGAUUUGGCUAUAAGAAAGCGAUUAAAUGCAAGAGUCUGACAUAUGGCAUGAAAGCUGCUGCCGAAAGAGGGCUAUCUGCUAUCUUCCUUACAUUCUGUCGUAAGACAUCUAUCUCCAGCCUCAGUCUUACAGAUGAAGGUGGCUAUGCCAUAGUUCACCAUGCUGCUAUCCACAACCAUAUGUCAAUUUUAUCUCAGGUGAUUAAGUCAUAUAUAACCAUCAAUCAAAGGCGCACCAUACCAGCUAGCCAAGGAAAACGUUUUCAGAGAACUGAUGGAAAGAGUGGCAAAAUGGUUUCAGGAAUAGUAAGUUUCCUAGAAAAGGACACUCCUGUGGAAAGAAGUUGGGGUGCGACUGCUUUGCAUCUAGCGGCUCAGUGUUGCUCCCUCGAAGCGCUUCAUUUUCUCUUGGCUCUAAGAGCGGAUUACCGGAUUCCUGACGAACGCGGAUGGCUGCCUAUACACUCUGCUGCCUACUACGACAAUAUUGCCUGUGUCACGAUUCUUUACCGAAAAAACCCAGAACUGCUAGAGAUGGAAACAGCAUCUCAAUAUCGCUCCACUCCACUCUUGCUUGCAGCUACAUCUGGAGCACUAGAGACUCUUCAAUAUUUGUUUUCCCUCAAUGCCAACUGGCUGAAAAAAGACAGGGGAGGAAAUAAUAUAAUUCAUUUGGCAGUGCUGAAUUUUCAUACAGAAAUUCUGAACUAUCUAAUUGAACUAAAGAAUCCUGAUCUCCCAGUUUGGAAUACCCUUGUUGGGAUGAUGACCUGUGAAAACUAUUUCAGGAGGGAAAUGGCAAUAAGGUGUUUAGAAGUGCUUUGUCUUGCCAAAGAAGACUAUUGGCAGUGCAUACUGGACGCAGGUACUAUCCCCUCACUAAUCAACUUGCUAAAAAGCAAAAUAAUCAAGCUGGAGUGCAUAACUCUAGGGGUGCUGAGUAACAUCACAACCCAUGAUUCUAUUGCUAGAGCCUUUGUAGAAGCAGGAGGCAUCCCUAUAUUAAUUAAGCUAUUGAUGUCUGAGGAACCUGAACUGCUGGCUCGCUGUGCUGUCGUUUUAUAUGAUAUUGCCCAGUUGGAUGAUAAUCAGGUUGUCAUUGCUGAGCUGGGUGCAAUUCCUGCUCUUGUCAGCCUGCUGCGGUAUGAUAUAGAGGGUCUGCUAGUGAAUGUAAUAAAUUGCAUCCGAGUAUUGUGCAUUAACAACCAGGAGAAUCAACUGAAAGUGAAAGAAAGUAUGGGCAUUCAACCACUUGUUAAUUUCCUAAAUGCAGACUCAGAUGUACUACUGGCAGUGGCUUCAGCGGCGAUUGCAGAACUUGCUCGUGGAAAUUUGAAGAUGCAGAAUGCCAUUGCUGAGGCACAAGUGAUUGCUCCUCUAGUUGAGCUUCUCCGGGUAAGGAAAAUCAGUGUCCAAGUGAAAGGAGCAAUGGCAAUUGAGGCACUCUGCGAAAAGAACACAUACAUCCAGAUGAAAUUUCUAGCCAAGUCCGCGACAAAGUUCCUUUUAAAACUUCUGAAGGCGUUUCAAUUGAAAGUUAAAGAACAAGGUGCCACAGCACUCUGGGCACUGGCAGGACAAACACUGAAGCAGCAAAAAUACAUGGCAGAACACAUUGGAUACAAUCUGAUUAUAGAUAUGCUUUUGUCAACAUCUGAUAAAAUGCAGUGUGUUGGAGGUGAAGCUGUCAUCGCUCUUAGCAAGGACAGCCAAGUACAUCAGAACCAAAUAUGCGAAGGGAACGGGAUUGCCCCUUUGGUUCGGCUGUUAAGGAGCUCAAGGAUAGCAGAGGGCACACUUCUCAGUAUCAUCAAAGCCUUGGGGACCAUUUGUGUCGGUGAAGCUAACAUAAGCAAUCCAAAUAGUCAAGAGAACGUAGUGGAUGAAGGGGCCAUCCCAAUACUUGUUCAUUUACUUAAAGCUCAUCAUUCUCUUCAAGUAAAGGUUGAGGUUGCAGUUUCUUUGGCUUGUAUUGUUUUAAAGAACAGUAACCUGCAGAAUAUGUUACUAGAGAAGGAAGGUUUUUCUUAUUCCGAUGUCCUUGGGCUGCUUUAUGCAUCAGAUAAGGAUAUCUGUUUACGGGCAGGAUAUGCUAUAGCCCUUUUUGCUUAUAAUAAUCCAGUCCAGCAGCUCUUGAUCCUGGAGACUGGACCAAUAUCAUUGUCAGCAUUUGAACCUUUUCUGCAAUCCGAAGUAGAGACGGAUAAAGCAAUGGCUGCCUAUCAGAUUGUUGUAUUAGCCAGAAUUAUAGUUGAUAUGGACCAAGUCACUUUGUCUGCAAGAGGAGUUGCUGUUUUGGUUGACUUCCUAUGUUCAGAACAGAAAUCCACUCUAGCGUUAGUAGGGAAAUUAUUGGCUAGUUUGGCUCACACAAGAGCAGGCAUUCCAGAAGCAAUUACAUGCUUGGGGACUGUUCAGCGUCUUUGUUAUCAUUUAUAUGCAAAGGAAGAAGAGGUUCGUACAGCCAUGGCAUGUGCUCUGGGAUAUUUAACUUUUAAUCGAACUGCAUACCGCCAUCUAUUAAUACAGUGUAGGAAUAAGCCCAAACUGUUCAAGAGGCUAAUAAUGAAUCUCAGCAAAGAUGGAAAAAUAAAUUCUGACUUUGUGAAAGAGUUUAAGAGACAAAAGAAAAUUGGGCUGCCAUCUCUCAGCUUGGAGAUAAAUGGAGGACCACCUGCAGUUCCAAUACAUAUACGAGAAAAGUCACGGGGCACUGGUGUCAAAAUAUACAAAACAAAAUGCCGUCCGAAGGACUCCCUCUUUUUAGUACCAACGACUCACCUAAUGGGAAGAUUCAGAGCUCCAGAGAAACCCCGCAUUCCAGUAUCUGGACAUUAUACAAUGCCACACGCUACAACAUCAGACCUCAUUGAAGUUUCAAGACCAAGAAUUGUUAACAUCUACACACUCCGUUCUAACUAGUCGGAAAACAAAGAAAGAAAAAGACCAACUACAAUGCAGCAGUACAGAAACAGUGGCUGCUGUUAAGAUCUUUAUGAUACUAUUUAAUUAGGGUAAAACUACUCUUUGUAGUGAUUUGUGCUGAAAGGAGAAAGCUUGUCUGUUAAUAAUGCAAAGAUUUGCUUCAAUGGUAAAGAAUAAAAACACUGGCCAUACAUUUAAGCUUUAAAACUGAAAAGCAGCUUAUGUGCAGUGUCAGAAGUAGGUGGGGCUAAACUCUUAUUUCACAGCACACAGUGAAAUGUCUUAUAGAAACAUAAAGGAGUGCUCUAAAUAUCAAGACAAAUCUUGCAACAUAUUUUAGUCCCAUUUGUGUUAACGCAAUCAAGAUGGCUAAUGAGUUAAAUUGAUUGGCUAACAUUCUCUGCAACGGAAGGAGGGCUGCAGGUCCACAUGGAAUCUUCAGUAGCCCUGCACUGAAGGCCUUUUGAGCAGUGGUCAGGAAACCAAGGGGAAUGGGGGAGCAACUUUCACAUAUAUCUCCCCUCUUUUCUAAAGCCCCUUUCAUAUGCAUAAACAUGUUCCCAAAGGCUGCAUGAUCUCAGGAGCAGAUUUAUGCAACUGGAAAAGAGGGAAGGGAGAGAUGCAAAAAAGGAUCUCAGGAGCAGAUUUAUACAACUGGAAAAGAGGGAAGGGAGAGAUGCAAAAAAACUCUGCUUUCCCCAUUUGUGCCCAGCCUGCUGCAUGAAAAGCCUUUAGUGCAGGCACACCCUGCCUGGAACAUUCCCUAAGCCAACAGCCUGUUAGCUUCUGAAAUGCCAUGGAGAGGAACCGUAAGCCCCUCAGGACCACCUUCUGUGUGCGGUCCUCCAGGAGGGACUGGAGCCACCAAAGUACUGUGCCUCGAAGCUCCACACUGGCAAAGUGGCCCAGAAGGUUACCAUGACUGAUGGUAUCAAAAGUCACUGAGAGACCCAAGAGAACCAACAGGGCUGCACUCCCCCAUCUAUCCCAUGGUGCACGUCAUUCCACAGGGUGACCAAGAUUAUUUCAAUCCCAAACUUAGGUUGGAAAACAGAUUGGAAUGGAAUAAUUAGUGUCAUCCAGAACCUAUUUCAGCAGGCCUUCCCCUAACUCUAUAUAUUUCUUUGCGAAUGCCCUGUUUUAAUGACUGUCUUAUCUUGCACUUCUAUGAUUUGAGAGACUGUUUUACUCUAUUUUUAAUGAAUUUUGUUGUAAGAUGCCAAGAAUUCAUUUAUGAAUGGCAGCAUAUAAACAUUUGAAAUAAAUGUUUGUUUUAAAAAGA